GCCGCUUUCUUUGUGUGGCUCGAGCUCUGCAAAUGGCCUAUUUCCCUUCCCUCCAUUAAAAACAAAGCGCAGACCCCGUCGCCCCCUUCCUCCCGCCGGAAUGGGGUCGCGGAGUGGGUGGGAGAGCGCUCUGCGGCCGAAGGCAGGGGCGGAAAGGCUGAGGCGCGGGCUUGACAGGGGCCGGGUCCGGGAGGGAUGCUGGGAGCUUUGACUCACUCGCACACCAUGUGUCCCUCCGCGCGCAGCACGGGGGACUUUUCGGUGGGGAUUUUGGGCGCCGACCAGACGCGGCAUUUUCGGAAAAUAGCGCCCUGUGCAGCUGAAGCGCUUUGUGUGUAGCGGGGCCGCGUCAGCCCGGCCGGGUACGAGGCGCCUCGGGUCCCCGCACCACCUCCUGCUGCUCCCCCGUCGCCGCUCCCGAAGCUUUUCCAGCCAAAUAUCAAGGGACUUCAAGGCAAGUUGUCUUGGCACUGAGCAGAACAGGAGAAAAAAAAGAGAAAAAUGUCCCUGGUAGAUUUGGGAAAGAAGCUUUUAGAAGCAGCACGAGCAGGUCAAGAUGAUGAAGUUCGUAUUUUGAUGGCAAAUGGAGCUCCUUUUACUACAGACUGGCUGGGAACCUCUCCACUUCAUCUGGCAGCACAGUAUGGGCAUUAUUCCACCACAGAAGUUCUACUCCGAGCUGGUGUAAGUAGGGAUGCAAGAACCAAAGUGGACCGAACGCCAUUACAUAUGGCAGCUUCAGAGGGCCAUGCCAGCAUAGUAGAGGUUUUGCUUAAGCAUGGUGCUGAUGUUAAUGCUAAGGAUAUGCUGAAGAUGACAGCUCUACAUUGGGCCACAGAACAUAAUCAUCAAGAAGUGGUGGAACUUUUAAUCAAAUAUGGUGCUGAUGUACACACACAAAGUAAAUUUUGUAAAACUGCAUUUGAUAUUUCAAUAGACAAUGGGAAUGAAGAUUUGGCAGAGAUACUACAGAUUGCUAUGCAGAAUCAAAUCAACACCAACCCAGAGAGUCCGGACACUGUGACGAUACAUGCCGCCACACCACAGUUCAUCAUUGGACCUGGAGGGGUGGUGAACCUAACAGGUCUGGUAUCUUCAGAAAAUUCAUCCAAGGCAACAGAUGAAACAGGUGUAUCUGCUGUUCAAUUUGGAAACUCCUCUACAUCAGUAUUAGCUACAUUAGCUGCCUUAGCUGAAGCAUCUGCUCCGCUGUCCAAUUCUUCAGAAACUCCAGUAGUGGCUACGGAGGAGGUAGUUACUGCAGAAUCUGUCGAUGGUGCCAUUCAACAAGUAGUUAGUUCAGGUGGUCAGCAAGUCAUCACAAUAGUCACAGAUGGAAUUCAGCUUGGAAAUUUGCACUCCAUUCCAACCAGUGGAAUAGGUCAGCCCAUCAUUGUGACCAUGCCAGAUGGACAACAAGUAUUAACAGUACCAGCAACGGACAUUGCUGAAGAAACUGUUAUAAGUGAAGAACCACCAGCUAAGAGACAAUGUAUCGAAAUAAUUGAAAACCGGGUGGAAUCUGCAGAAAUAGAAGAGAGAGAAGCUCUUCAGAAACAGCUGGAUGAAGCAAAUCGAGAAGCACAAAAAUACCGACAGCAGCUUCUAAAGAAAGAGCAGGAAGCAGAGGCCUACAGACAAAAAUUAGAAGCUAUGACUCGUCUUCAGACUAAUAAAGAAGCUGUGUAGUUGAAAUGAACACAUAAUUUGAAUUUACUUUUGGUUAAGAAAGAACACAGUCUUGAACUGUACACAGCAAGGUGCAGUCGCCGGAAGCCAGGAUAACAGAAGAGACUACAGAUCGAUGAUCGGACUUAAGCCAUGAGCUCUGAAUUCUUGUAACAUAAAACUUUACUUUAGAAGUUGUGAAAUGUAUUUAAAACUGAAUUCUGUAAAUAGUUUUUGUUUUUUUACAGUUCCAAAUGAGUUAUAAAGAUUGUUGAAGAGAUCCAAAAACACAAUAAGCCACUGUUUUUGUGAAUUCUUUUUGAUUUUAGUAUGAACCUUAAUUUCUCAGACACAGAACAGUUUUAAGGGUGAUCGUUGUUGAUUAGACCAAACGUUAUGUAAUAAUUAUGUGGUGGACUGAUGCUGGAAUUACUCCUGUAGGUAUAAACUUCUAUAUGAAGAGAAGAUUUCUCCCAGGAAAUCUUUGUACAGCUUUAAGUUGUCUCAGAUUCUCUGAAAACAUUUUUUAGAAAGCAAAUUUUUAUAUUUGUUCAAUUUCAGCUAUACCCAAGUAGAUUUACAUGUAUAUGAAGCAAAUAUUUUUUAAAAUUUCUGUUUGUACAUAUUCUGCAUGUUUUAUAAUUUCAAAAUGCAUCACUUGCAUAGGUAUUUUUCCCACACAGAUGAUGAAAGUUAACUAGGGGGAAAAAAAUCCUUUUAUUCGGUAGGUCAUUGAAAGUUAAGUAAGCUAGCAGCUGGUUUUAUUGGAAUGACAAUGUUCUUAGAAGGAGCAGCUUACAAGAUAACUUGAAUUUGCAAACUGCAAAAUCUAUUCUUUUUUGAAAAUUUCAUAGUGGGGAUGUGAAACUGUAUUCUGUGCCUUCCAUCAUGAUUUCCACAUGAAAGCACUUUAAGGCACUGAAUUUUAAGAUAAUGUUUUGGAAUACUCAGAGUAUAUGGGUUUCUGAAAUAUUUCAUGGACUCAUUUCCCCCAAGAAAUUAUUCUUAUGGAAAAAAAUGCUUUUGUAUGUAGAACAAGAAAUUUUGUACUACGGUGAUGCUAUAGAUAUGUCUAACAUAACUUUUACUUUUCCCUGUGAAAGCUGUAUGUCUGUGCUGUGACUUGCUCUCAUCACAAUAUUGUUGAAUUCCACAUUAAUGUAUGGACAUUAAACUCUGACAUACUGUUCAUUCUUUUUUUGUAAAACAGAACUUCAAACUCUUUUUUUCUUGCUUUGUUUUUUAAUGUCUUUUUGCUUUAUGAAAAUGUUUAACCCUAAGACCCUUCUAGAUUACCAUCUGUAUAAAGAAGCAAUUACCCUUAAAACUGUACUCUGGCCUACUUUUCUAUUUUACAAUUAAAUAUCUUUUCCACAUA
Molecule: messenger RNA, 3046 nt
Organism: Canis lupus familiaris (dog)
Lineage: Eukaryota; Metazoa; Chordata; Mammalia; Carnivora; Canidae
Gene: GABPB1
Product: GA binding protein transcription factor subunit beta 1
Exons: 10
Coding region: 502-1689 (395 amino acids)
Biological process (GO): positive regulation of transcription by RNA polymerase II
Cellular component (GO): nucleus
Molecular function (GO): protein binding; transcription cis-regulatory region binding
Source: RefSeq, a predicted model, not a curated record